GUUCUUCUGCAGUUCGCAACGUCGUGUACCUGAAGGACCUUCUGUUGUUGUUCUGUUUGAUUUUGUUUCAUUAUUUUGAGCAUGCGGCAAAUGAACGUCGCAAUUUAAUGCGAACUUACGUAUUCUAGUCGCACAAUGUGCGUUUCGACUCGUGGUUGUGUCGACAUGUCAGUGUAAUAAAUGGGGCUGAGUAGAACCCUUGCUGAUUGUUGUGCACAGCUGAGGAGGCAUUUGACAGAGUGCAGGUUAGGAUUAAAGCAGAAGUAGGGGUUUAAAACCCCACACUGAGUAAGAAGAAUGGUGUUCGAAUCUAUUGUAGCUGAUCUUCUCAACAAGUACCUUGGAGAAUAUGUUGAGAACUUAGAUCGAUCUCAACUUCAGAUUGGCAUAUGGGGAGGUGACAUUGUCCUUCAAAAUCUUGUUCUGAAGCAAAGCGCUCUAGAUGAAUUAGAUCUCCCUGUACGAACUGUUUAUGGUGUUCUUGAAAAACUUGUACUGAAAAUACCUUGGAAAAAUCUAUACCGAGAUCCAGUUGAAGCUACUGUGGAAAGACUUUACCUGUUAGCUGUACCGAACCAGGAAGUGAAGUAUGACCCUGUUAAAGAGGAGCGCUGGGCCCAAGACGCAAAGCAGAACCAAUUAAAUAAAGUAGAGGCAGCCAAAAAAUGGGAGGCAGAAAAAGAUCUUUUAAAGCAAGAUGAUUCUUUUGUGGAAAAAUUGUCCACUCAAAUUGUAAAAAAUGUGCAAGUGAAGAUUGGAGAGAUACACAUUAGAUAUGAAGACAGAGUAUCAAGUUUAGGCAAACCUUUUGCACUUGGUAUAACAUUACACAAUUUGUCUGUUCAGACAACUGAUGCCAACUGGACUAAAGCUAUCAAAGAUGAAGCUAGUAAAUUUAUCUUCAAAGAGCUUAAUUUGGAAGGCUUAGCUGUAUACUGGAACUGUGAUACAGCUUUAUUCUCUGACAAACCUGUCUCUGAAAUGCUGCAGCUGUUCAAAGAUGGAAUAGCUGCCAAAGAAAGAAAACCGAAAGGAUACGAAUACAUGUUGGGACCCAUUAAUUCUUCAGCUAAACUUCAAAUUAACCAGAAACCAGAACAGGAUGGUUCAAACUAUUCUAUUCCUAAGCUACAGCUUAAUUUAGAGUUGGAAAAGUUAGCCAUUUGUAUUAGUAAAAGUCAGUACAGAGAUGUCAUGCUGUUAUUAGAAUCAAUGGACUGGAUGACAAGAGCUGCUCCUUACCGAAAAUUCCGUCCGUUUGUCCCAAGCUAUACUGGACAUUACAAAGAGUGGUGGAAAUUUGCUUACAAAUGUAUUUUGGAAGAUGAAGUCAAGAGGAAACAACGAAACUGGAGUUGGAAUGUUAUGCGAGAGCACCGUGGGCUGUGCAAAUCUUAUGCUGCUGCCUAUAAACAAAAGUUGACUUUGAAGAAGAUUCCUGCAGAAUUAACAAUUCAACUGCAGGAAAUGGAGAACAAAUUGGAUGUUUUUAAUAUUGUUCUUAUUAGGCAACGCAUUGAAGUACAAGUAGAGAGAGAUCAAGCCGAAGAACUCAGGCAGAAGCAAGAAAGGAAGGGUUGGUUUAGCUCAUGGUGGGGUGGAGCUGCGGAAGCGGAUGCUGUGCAACCUGGAUCAGCAGCUGAACUUGCCAAGAAAAUUGAGGCAGUUAUGACCCCCGAAGAAAAAGCAAAACUAUACAGGGCCAUUGAUUACCAGGAAAAUACUACACCGGCUAUAUAUCCAGCCUACUUUAUAGAAAAUGUUUUCUCAUUUAAACUCCGCUCGCUAGAAAUUGAAGUACGUGAUGGUGAUGAUAAGGUUCGAACCAUCCUGAGCUCCAGUUUGCAGGAAGUUACUGCUCAAGUUGAACAGCGUAUGAGUGGAAAAGCUCUAAAAGCUGUAAUCAAAAUUACCAAAUUUGAUGUAACUGGCCUCCCUCAAGGAACACUUUGUCCUGAGCUUGUGUCCUCUAAACUACUUCAGCAGUCUGAUUCUGUUUUGUUGGAUGUCAUGUUUGAGACCAAGCCAUUGGAUGAAACAUGUGAUCAGAGAUUGAGAAUAGCAGCUAGACCCCUACGGGUAGUGUACGAUGCUGCGACUGUAAACAGUAUAAUAGACUUAUUCAAACCACCUGAAACACCUGCCCUCCAAAAUAAGAUUCAAGCUGCAAUACCAGUUGCCAUGCCUGCUCUGAAGGAAAUGUCUGUGCUGGGAUUGCAGUAUUCUGUUGAACAACAAACUGUUCUUGAUGUGAUGGUUGAUGUGAUGCCCUCUCAGAUUUUAAUUCCUCAGAAUGGGGUUUAUCGUGGAAAUGAGAACCUACUUGUAGUGAAUCUUGGCCGUAUGUCUGUUACUACUGCCUCGAGAGACGUCCUUGCAAUGGAUGUCAGGAAAAUGCAUCUCCAUGGAAGAACUGAAGAUGAUAUACUUCAAGAAAUGAUAUCACGUUCUUAUACUAAGUUCACUUUUAAACUGGAAGAUGUGCAGGUGCUGCUGGCAUACGCUGGAGAAGAUUGGACGGCUGUUAUUGAUGAGCGUAAGAGAUCUGCCAUGCAUGUUGUCAUGCCUAUCACCCUCACAGUAAAUUUGCACAAAUGCAUGGUAACUGAUGAUCCCAGAUUACCAAAAAUGAAAUUGUGUGCUGAGCUAGGACAAAUCGACAUUCAGCUUCCAGAGGAUAGGCUGUUAAAUUUGAUAAAUUUGCCUAAUUCCAUACCAUUUAAUGAUACUGAACCUACUGCUUUGGGUGCUGCGGAUAAUGCUUCACACAGCUCUCAACUUUCUUUGUUCCGCAUGGAUGCUGAGACUGCCCGUGCCAAAGGUAUUCUGUUGCCAAAAAUGGAGAAACCUGUUGAUUUGCAACCUUUAAUGCAAGUAAUUGAGCUGGAGGCCAAGUUUGUUUUAGAAAUGUUGAAAGUUACUGUGUAUGAGCAAAAGAAAGGGAUUACGAACAAAGAUAAAAAUAAAGAUGAUUUGGACAACUUUGACCCUCUUAUAACAUUCCGUCUGCUGUCAUUGGAAACUGAGUGUGUCCAACGCACAUUUGAUACUAAGCUGUUCCUUUCAAUUGGAGGUAUUGAUUUGAAGCAGCGUUAUGACGGUGCUGACAUUAAUGCUAUUUGCACUCCCAUGACUUCGGGCCAGGAUCAGUACCUAUUUACUGUUCGUUUCACUCUGGUUGACAAGAAGUCCCCAGAACUGCGCACAACACAUCAGUCAGUUCUGAAACUACUUCAGGCUAACUUCUCUAAAUUAGAUGUGCUAGUCCAUCAAGAGGCAACAUUACAGUUAAUAGCAUUUGCAAACAGUGUUCAGAGCUCACUUGACUCCUCAGUCUCUGCUCAAGGGUCUCGCAUUGCAACAGCUGGUGGUAAGAAAGAUAAAAAUCUACCUACUAUUCUGGAGGAAGAAGGGUCAACUGUACCAGCUAAAGCCAAACCAGUUGCCAAGCGUAAAAAGAAGAGAUCUGUCUCAACCACUGUGGACCUGAAAAUUGUUGCCGAAAUGCAGAGUGUCUGUAUUCAAAUAGAGACUAAAGCAAGACCUCUUACAUCAAUGAUGGUGCAAGGCCUUUUGUUUGGUGCUGAAAUGCGAAAAUCGCAAACUGAAAUUUCUACAAGCAUUAAAGAUUUUGUUAUGCUUGAUCUCAAUCCUGUCACACUACACAGAAAGAUUCUCUCCAUUGUUGAUGAAGAAGCUUUAUCUGCCCAUGUAGUUUUGUAUGACAAUAAUGGAAUUGAUGACCCAGAUGCUACUGAUAUGACAGUGAAAGUCCAAAUGGCGUGUCUACAUGUAGUGUUUCUUAAUUGGUUUGUGACUUCUCUUAUGGCUUUUCUUAAUAAUUUUCAAGCUGCUCAAGCAGCUGUGUUUGAAGCUUCUGCUGCUGCAGCUGCUGUGGCCAAACAAAAUGCCAAAGAGGCAUAUACGAAGGCUACAAAAAUGUCACUGGAUAUUGAACUGAAGGCUCCCAUAGUUUUUGUACCUGUUAAUUCUCAAAGCUUUGAUGCCUUACUUAUGGAUUUUGGUCGGCUCACCAUCAAGAACUCCUUCCAAAGCUUAGAUGUGCAGAAACAGUACCCAGCUGUUCUUGACAAGAUUCAACUUGGUUUAGUGAAUGUUAAAAUGUCAAGGGUUCGCCUGGAUAAAGAAACAAAAGAGGUCUUAAAUGAAAGAAUUCUUCUCCAACCAAUCAGCUUUACACUCUCUGUAAUUCGUAAUCUUUCCUCUUCAUGGUAUAACGAGUCUCCAGACCUCGACUUGUCAGGAAAAAUUAACUCGAUCAGUUUAUCUAUGACUCAAGCUGAUUAUCGCAUGCUUAUGCAAGCACUCUCUGAAAAUAUGAGUGAGGGAUCAUCAGAAUUACCAGAACCUGUGACACCUGAGCCAGUUGAAUCACGUAUGACCCUCGCAACAGCUAAAACAUCUUUCAGUCAUAUUCCUGGUUCUCAGCUUCUUCAGUCUAAAGAACAUAGUACAGAGCUCACUCCGAAGAAGGUUCACGUAUUUAUGGUGUUCAGGUUCACUAUGGAUAGCUUGGUCAUAAACCUUUUAUCUGGUGGCUCAGAUACACUUCAAAAGAUCCCAGAGUCUAAGCCUGAACAAGGGUUAGCUUGCUUUACCUUGUAUGUUCUGGCUGUGAAGGGACAAAUGCUUUCUGACAAUUCUCUGAGCACUUCUGUGAGGCUUGUUGAUUGUUUGCUGGAUGACACUCGAGUUGGUCGAGAGGGAAAGUUAACGAGAUUGAUGGAAAGUAAAGCUCUCCUCCCAUCUGAUGUGUCUCAAGGUAUGCUUUCGCCUACCUCAGAGGCUGCGACACGAACUAUGCUGGAUGUUACAGUUCGUAUGAAGCCAAAUGAUAUGUUUGUCGAUGUUCGUAUAUUCAGUUUCAAUAUGAUUGUUAGCAUUGACUACCUCCUCAAGAUUAGUAACUUCUUUGUUGGACUUGAAGCAAAACCCAAGCCAGUGGCACCUGCAACAUCAAAAACUACUACGCAGUCCAUGCCAUCCAGUAUGCAAUCCCGCUCAACUUUGGCUGUUGCAGCCGUGGAAAGUGCUAAAGAAAUAGAAAAGCGGUCUCAAACUGUCAUGACUAUUAAUCUUAAACUAGAGAAGCCAGACAUACUUCUAGUAGAAGCCAUGGAUGAUGUGGAUACAAAUGCAUUGGUCUUAAAUUGUGAGCUGUCUUUUAAUCUUCGCCAAGAGGGAGAAGAAAUGAAAAUUAAGGGAGCACUUGAAGAGCUUCAACUCUUCACCUGCUGCUUCAAUAAUCGGAUUGACACAAAGUCACCAGUUCUACAACCUGUAAGAAUCAAUUUAGCAGGCUCAACAAAACCAGGACAAGGCUUGCAUAUGGAGGUGAUUUCUUCUGAUAUUCGGAUUGCUGUUACACCAGCCACCUUAGAACUUCUCAAUCAUUGUCAAGCAACACUGACAGCUAAACAUGGGCCUGAUGAGGAUGAGACCAAAGCAGAGGCUGAUUUCUCAAAUAUUUGGGAAUCUAAAGGCUUUAAUGAAUGCGAGUUUUGGUUCUUGAAAACUGAAAUGGCCCAAGAUGCCAUGGCAACACUUUCUGAAGCCUCACAGCCUGAAGAGGAAGUUGCACUUGUCACUCCGCUUUCAGAACUAGUGAUCGUUACAAUGCCCUCUAUAGUUGUUACUGUAGAAGCUGGUGUUGGUAAUAAAACAAUGCCCAUGAUUCUGUUAGAAACAAGUUUCCAAGGAUAUAUUAGAGAUUUCAGCUCUCUACUUCAUGUGGACAGCAGUCUCAAUCUUCAAAUGUGGUAUUACAACAGCAGUCUAGCUCUGUGGGAACCAUUGAUUGAACCAGUUGAAAGUCAUAAGGGAAAUCAGGUCAUACAUGUUCCAUGGGAGUUAAAGAUGGAAGUGGAAUUUAAUGAUGUAAAUGCAACAGCCACCUCAUUUGAAGAUUCAACUCUGAGUAAUGAAACAGAGGCAGAAACAGCGCAACUUCAACCUCUCAUGAAUGUUUCAAUCUCUUCCAAAGAGAACUUGGAAAUAACUGUUACAAAGACAAGUCUUGAUGUAAUUAGUACCCUUGGCGAGGGCUUCAAGACUGCUAUGAAGGAUGGUUUACCUAAAAUUGGCUCACCUAGUGCAGCACCGUAUCAAGUCUGGAACUACACAGGGUUACCAGUGGAGUUGAACCUGGCAUCAAGCAGUUUCAAGCUGGCCAACCAACUCGAAAGCAGCGGAAUUGCUACAGUUGUUCUAGAAAGUGGCGGGAAGGCUGAGCUAGAACUUAAAGAAGGUGAUGCUCAUGGAAGAGAUGCUUUGGCUCUGAAAAGCAGCUCUGGUGGAACAGUUCAAGAGCGUAUCCUUCGUGUAGGAGUCACUGAAAAGAAGGCCAUAUUAGAACUACCUGUCGUACGUGCAGACAAGAGAUAUUUCUCUCUUCAACAGAAAGGUGACACAAACCCUUUGCAGUGGGGCUUAGUGUCAGAGGUUCAAGUUGAAGAUGGAGGUUUCAUUGUUUCUCUUCGCAGCAUUAUCCAGGUUCACAAUCAUUUCAAUGUGGGAAUAAAUGUUUACUACAUGACACCAAGAGGAAAUGAAGUUGAAAGUAUAGGUGUUGUGGAACCUGGUCAAAAAAUCAACUUACCCCUUAAAGCUGUGUACACUCCAACUAGUGAACUAUUUUUCAGUGUCGAUGGGCACUCCGUAUCAGUGCAACCCUUUGUUUGGCGUGAGCUUCAGAAGACAUUAGGAAUGACAAAUUUACUGCAGUGUGAUCCAAAACACAAAGAAGAAAUGGAACCCUUUUUCAUCAAGGCUGUUGGAGAAAUGGAGCAAAUAUUCUAUGAAAAUACAUCCCGACAUACAAUGGCUAGCACAUGCUACAAUGUCCACUUACGUCCUGCUGUAAUUCUGAAAAAUUUCCUACCUAUUGACCUGGUUUGUCAACUGCAAGGUGCACCAGACGAAAAGCCUUUGAAGGCUGGGGAACGCAUGCAAAUUCCUUCUGCAGAGCCUGGAAACUUCACCAUAGUUCUUAGGAUUCCUAAGUACCUUGAAAAGGAAUGGUCAUGCAAAAACCAAAUAAGAGCCACCCCAUCAGAGUUUGCUGUCUGGGUGUUUGAGUCAUUUGACAGUAAUGAAAGGGUCUGCUUGGACCUUGGUGUUCAUUCAGUCUCAAGGAAUGGUUCACUGUCUAUGGCUAUUUAUGCACCAUUCUGGAUGCUCAACAAAACAGGCCGCAUGCUUUCCUAUCGGCCUGCAGAAGAAACUGGAAAUGUUGUUUACCAUCCUGCUAACUUCAAAGGGCCUGUGCUAUUGUCAUAUCGUGCAAAAGACCUGCAUAGUAAGAAGAAGGCUGCUCUCAAAAUUGAAGAUGGUGAAUGGAGUACAAACUUUCCCCUUGAUGUGGCUGGAAGUUCCGGGCUGAUCAACUGCAAAGUUGAGGGUGUUGUAUGUCAAAUUGGAGUCCAUAUCCAGCUCAACUCAAACUCCUUAACCAAACAAGUGACUUUCACACCUUACUAUGUAUUGGUAAACAAUGCUCCUUUUGCCAUUGAAUGUCGUGAAAGUGAUAGGCCUAAUGAUCCAUGGAUAAAGGUUGAACCUGGAGCAUGCAAUCCCUACUGGCCAAUCAGUUCUACCAAUGAAGAUGGGCUUCGAGUUCGAGUGGCUGGAACAAUUGAAAUGUCUGGCUCUUUCUCCUACAAUUCAGUUUACACAGUCCUCCUCAGAUUGAAUAACAAAUAUGGUGGUCUCAAUGUUGAUGUCCAAAUGACUGAAGGAGGGGUCUAUAUUUCAUUCACUCCUUAUGAGCCAGGUCUUGCACCAGCUCUAGUGAUCAAUCAUACCUCUGAAGUUAUUCAGAUUUGGGAAUCUGGUUCUGGAUACAUGAAAAAACUAGGAGCCAGGGAAAUGGUGCUGUUCGCUUGGGAGAAGCCUUCUGGUGACAGAUCUCUCUGCUGGAGCUGUAAUAAGUCAAAAGAACUGAGUGACAAUUUGAGGAAGGAUGGUAUUGGUGAAUUUCACCCUCACCAAGGAGUUAAAGUAUACUGGGUGAGCUUCUUGGAUGGAAUUCAAAGGGUGCUACUGUUUACUUCUGAUCCUGCUGUAGCGAGGGAUGCUCAAUCGGCUGGCGAAUUGGAGGUGCCUUCAAUGGCAGUCAGCAUUUCUAUCUAUGGUCUUGGGCUUUCUCUGGUCAAUAGUCUUCGCCAACAAGAACUUGUUUACAUUGGAAUAGCAAGUUCUGGAGUGAUUUGGGAAACAAGGAAAUUUAAUGGAUCACGGUUCAAACAGUUCACAAUGUCUGAGGGACUUCUUAUGGAGGAAGCGUGGGAGAGAUACAAUCAUGAAUUGCAAAUUGGUAGCUCACCUAAUCCACGUGUGAAGGUUGGAAAGUAUGAGGUUGAUUUUGAGAAAGAAGAAGUGUUAGCUCCAUCAAAGCGAGUUCUACGUCGUUCCUUCCAAACCGGUCUGUGGAUUCAACGCAAAGUUUCGGCUCAUCAAGAACAGCUUCAUGUUAAAGUAAAUCGCCUCCAGAUUGAUAACCAGAUGGCAGAUUGCAUUUUCCCUGUAGUGCUAGCUCCUGUGCCUCCCCCUAGAAGUGUUGCUGCAAAUAGUGUUUUGAAACCGUUUAUUGAAAUGAGUAUUGUUAAGAGACUAACUGAGCAUAGCCCUGUUCAGCAAUACAAAUACUACAAAGCAUUGGUGCAAGAGUUUCAUGUGAAAGUGGAUAUUGGAUUUUUGAAUGCAAUCUUAGCAUUUUUCGAGGCAGAGGAAGUCUCAGAUGCUGAUGAGACUAAAACAUUCUCUAAUGACAUGAAAGCUGUUGAUGAACCCCUCAUGGCUCAUGUUGCUCUUCAAUCCUCAGCUGAACAGAAGAAUUUCUAUGACCUUCUCCAUUUUUCUCCUCUCAAGAUCCAUGUCAGUUUUUCACUAGGUGAAGGUGCCAGUUCACAAAACUUGCCUAGGGUUUUGAGUGUGCUACUAGAGAGUUUAGGUGUUACUCUUACUGAUAUGAAUGAUGUUGUAUUCAAGCUAGCAUACUUAGAGAGGCAAUAUGUUUUCCUAACGCAAGCUCAAUUGCAGUCAGAAGCAACAAUGCAUUACACAGGACAACUGCUUAAGCAAUUGUAUGUUCUAGUCCUUGGUCUGGAUGUCAUUGGUAAUCCAUUUGGUUUGGUUGUUGGUUUUACUAAGGGAGUUGAAGAUCUGUUUUAUGAGCCGUUCCAGGGAGCAAUUCAGGGACCAGGCGAGUUUGCUGAAGGUCUCAUACUAGGUGUGCGAAGUCUGUUUGGCCACACAGUUGGCGGCGCUGCUGGUGCUGCAUCCCGCAUUACUGGAACAAUUGGAAAAGGUCUUGCAGCACUGACUUUCGACAAAGAUUACAUCCGGAAGAGACGUGAAAAUCUGAACAAAAGACCAGCUAACUUACAAACAGGUUUAGCUCAAAGUGGAAAAGGACUUGUAAUGGGUGUGGUUGAUGGUGUAACAGGAGUCUUCACCAAGCCAAUUUCUGGAGCAAAAGAGGAAGGUGUUGAAGGCUUCUUCAAAGGUGUUGGUAAGGGAGUGGCUGGUCUUUUAACUCGCCCUACUGCAGGAAUUGUAGACUUUGCCAGUGGAUCUCUCAGUGCUGUCAAACGAGCUACUGAAAUGACCGAUGAAGUUGUACGCUUGAGACCUCCAAGAUACUUCCAGCCUGAUGGUCUUGUGCGUCCAUAUAUCAAGCAUGAAGCUGAGGGAAACAAGAUUUUACGGGAACUGGAAAAGGGGCGAUACAACACAACUGAUGCUUACAUUUAUCACAUUGCAAUGACACAAAGUGGAAAAGAACUUCUUCUAUUGACAGAUAAGAGAGUUGCUUACUUGAAAACCAAUGACAUAUUUGGUGGCUGGCAGGUUGAUUGGACCUACACAUGGGCCUCAAUGACUGAAGCUCCAAAGGAGGCUACCAAUGGCAUCCAUCUAUCCACUGGAGAACACAAGAAAAAAACUUUCGGUCUCUUUGGUGGCUCUGAGGGUGGCAAGUUAAUAAUAGUGCCGGAUGCAAACCAACGUCAGUGGCUGCUUCUAAAAAUGCAAGAUCUGAAACGUAGGAGUGCCUAGUAUUGGUGUCAGCUGUCACCGCAAGAGCUGUGCAGCUGGUAUUCUUGUGUCUGAUUUAAUCAGUCUAAAAUCUCAUAUCCAUUUUUGUUUAUUUCAACCCUGUACCUGAAAUUCAGGAGUGUUACCUACUUAGCAAAAACUGGUCAAAUUACUUAUAUUCAAAAAUACGGAACCAUUAUUGCCACAAUAUAAAUUGUCGAGGAGAGAAAACUACUUAUGUGAGGAAGUGUAUCCUUCCCUCCCAACGAAUUCCCUAUGAACUGUGUGUUAAUGCAUUUCCAAAUUGCUUCCUUUCUUUUUUCUGAAGCAGCUAAAAUGUCUUAAUUGUUUUAGUACUGCAUGGUAGCUUAAAUAUAAGCAUUCAAGGUUAAAUACAAUUAUUGGAAUGUUUUAUCUCCAUUGUAGCGCACAACUCAUUAAAAUUAUAGAGCAGGCAAUAGGAACUACUUCAUGACAAUUUUUAUCAAACUCAUAUUUGCAAUUUUCUUUUUUUAAUUUACAAAGGGAUCUUUCUGUUUUUGUCAACUUAGCUGAAAGUCUGUACAUUAAGGUUUUACAGAUUGUUCAUGCUGAUAUUCUUUUGAUAUUUACUAAUAGCAGCUGAAAUAUUUGUCUUUUAAGCUGAAUCUUUGUGCGUACCAUUCUAGUCAUAUUAGUUGUUUCUGUCAAAACAUAUGUGUCAUAUAGCUACACAACGACUGUUCAUUUAUGCUGAUUGGUACAUACCCCAAGCUUUAAAAUUGUACUAUUUGUUCUAAUUGAUGCUUCUCUUUUCAUUAGUCUGUUUUGUACGAUUCUUAAAUUAACUAUCUAUUUGGUGAUCAUCAAAACUAUCUAUGUAUUAUUUCAUUACAACCCAGUGAUUGUUGUAUAAGACACUUACCCUCAAACCGGUCAAUCUAGGAUUGUUCAUAAGCUAUUUUUGUAUGUGUUGAUUGAUUUUUAUAAGUAAAUUGAAUUUCUAAAAUCGUUUGAUGAUUUGUGUUUGUUUGUUUAUAACUGAGACCAUAGUUUUAAGUCAAGUUUUAUUUCAUUUGGAGGGUACUAAGAAUUAUAUUUUGAUAUUUGAGGAAUGACCGAAUUUAUCAUAAUUUCCACUUUCAUUGUCCCUUUUGUUUAGCCAAUCUUCUGUAAUUUCUGGUAAUUCAUUUUAAAUCAUCAACUCUUUGCAAAAUGGUGCAAAGAUCUGACAAAACUGAAGUUGUACUUGAAACCUAUUUCAAAAAAGACUUAUUUCAUAGUUGUGCUUUUAUUUUCCAUAAGGGCUUUGUUUUAAUUAAGUUUAUGAAGUGCAAUAUCUGAAAGUGUUAACAUUUGUGUUUUAAUUUAGUUUCUCUUAAAUUGUUAUUCUUUGUAAGGUCUGAUGUUUGUUUCAUUGUGUGUCUUGCAAUUUGGUUGGUACAAAUUGCGCCAUUUUGGACUAUAUGGUAACAACACAGGGUAGCAAUUGGACCUAUAUAUCUUAUAAUUUAACACUUAUCUUCCUAAUCUUUUCUACUUGGUUUUUUAGCAAUGUACCAGUGCGCUAUAGGUUCUUCUUAUAUGCAAUGUAUAAGGAAUCUCAAUUGUUGUUGUUCUUUUGUGUCUGCCUCGUGCCGAUAAAUGUAACUUUUUGGACGGAAUAAAACUACAUUUGUUUCCAAA
Messenger RNA from Frankliniella occidentalis (western flower thrips), 11721 nucleotides. RefSeq names its product intermembrane lipid transfer protein Vps13 (gene Vps13). The record is from RefSeq and is a predicted model, not a curated record. The transcript is spliced from 45 exons. Lineage: Eukaryota; Metazoa; Arthropoda; Insecta; Thysanoptera; Thripidae. The coding region runs from base 298 to 10077 and encodes 3259 amino acids. Gene Ontology annotation, cellular component: extrinsic component of membrane. Gene Ontology annotation, biological process: protein retention in Golgi apparatus; protein targeting to vacuole.